AAAUGCUCCUUUUCUAGCUUCGUUCUGCGACAACUAUUUGUUACCGUAUUGGUAAGGCAACAAGUUCACUUAUCGAUCCUAGAAAUACGAAUCAAUCAGCAUCUAUGGACACCAUUACUGCAAAGAAAUACUGAAUUGAUCAUCAUGAUAAAACCGAAUGUUUUUCCGGGUUCAAAAGCCGKGUUGUUGUUGAUGACAACAGUAACUGCUCUUCUACAAAAUGCUGCUUUCUCUUCUACCGAGAUCCCAGAGUUCCCGACGAAACGUUUCAUUCCCUGGRGCCAAUUAAAUUGGGUGGAGCAACAUGAUGCGAGAUUUUUGUUAUACACGUCGGAAAGCUGGAAUAGUUUCUUGGUAGCUGACAUAGAGCGCCUGUCCUACAAACAUGUUGCGGAAGCCUUGGRAUCGACCGAUGAAGUGACCUCCGAAGGCUUGAAAAGAGCCCAUAACGCGCUCUGGCACAUUGCUAUUGACCAGUUGACAUGGGAUUGUUGGAUCAACCAUUACAUYGGAAAUUCGUGGGAGGAAUUGGUCGACGAGCACAACGUGUCGUGGGCCUUUGAAGCCUUGGGUUGGAGCGAGUACACCUGGGGAAGCGAAAAUCCUGACGAUUGGCCGGAAUCAGAAGAAAAGCAAUACAAUGAAUUAACCCCUGCGGAACGGCAUGCUGCUGAUCGCAUUUGCUUACCCCAGCAACUCUGGGACGGGGUACCCCUAACACAUUGGAAUUUCGUCGACGGAAGAAGUGAUGUCGAGCUCACUUACGAGSAAAAUUAUAUAAAUCCGCGAAUAGAUGUCAUCCACAACAUAGAAGCAGCAGAAGAGGAUGUAGACAUCGUUCCAGUUGCAGCUGCUGAAACGAUCACCGAGCAUCCAUCURGUGUUCCUAGUGCUGCACCCACCAAGAACCCCAGUAUGCGACCGACUUUGCGCCCUACCUUCUCACCCACACCUUCUCCAAGUGUGACACCAAGUGUGGUCCCAACCGAAAGCCCAAGCUACCAUCCAAGCUUAAGGCCUACCGUCAGCCCAAGCAGUCCCCCUAGUGAUGGGCCGAGUUUGCAACCAAGUAGUGUGCCGACUGCAUCACCGAGUGCAAGACCUACAGCCUUCCCCAGUGCUCUCCCCAGCGAUGGSCCGAGUUUGCAACCAAGUGCAGGUCCCACCUCCUCUCCCAGCUCUCUUCCUAGCGACGGCCCAAGUAUGGAACCAAGCACUGCACCAACUUCAACACCAAGUACAAGUCCAUCAGCAUCUCCCAGUGCUCUCCCCAGUGAUGGACCAAGUAUGGAACCAAGUGCUGUGCCAAGUUUCUCUCCAAGCGUUGUCCCUAGCGAUUGGCCAAGUAUGGAACCGAGCACCAUACCAACUUCAACACCAAGUACAAGUCCAUCAGCAUCUCCCAGUGCACUCCCCAGUGAUGGACCCAGCCUGGAACCAACUACUGUACCGAGCUCAUCUCCUAGUGUUUACCCAAGCGACGGUCCAAGCAUGGAACCAAGCACAGAACCAACUAUUUUUUACGAAAUGGAGCCACAAAACUGUGCAACAAAUUUUACUCUCGUCUUGGUGACUGAUAAGUACCCGAAGGAGACUUCGUGGUCACUAACAUACGAAGCAAAUGGUAUGGUGAUUGGUGAAGGAUCAAAGUACAAGAACGAUUUCGAAGAACACGAGGAAAGCGUUUGCAUUCGGUACGACGCAUGCUAYAUGUUCCAAAUCAACGACAAAUGGGACGACGGGAUAUGUUGUAGUAAUGGMCAAGGGAGUUAUUCAGGAUAUUUGGAUAAAGAAGGAAUGGAAUCACUGCCAAUUCCAGGUCUUAACGGUGGAGCAUUUGAGACAACCCGACGACACAAGUUCUGUCUUGACGAGAAUGGAGAUCUCGUAGAAGGCCUGGGCAGUGCAAUAGGAGUGCGAUUCAAUGGGGCUUAGGGACGAGAUACAACCACAAAARUUUCAUCGUUGCCAAUUUUGACGCAACUGAUUCGACGGUUUUAAAUCAACUCGGAAGAAUUSUUCAUUGCUCAUGCUAAUCUAUGAAAAAAAUAGUUGUGACGGAGGAAACGAAAAGUCAGGAGUCCCCUUUAACAAUGCGCAGAAAAGGAAAGCGUGCAUUGAAUGUUUAUGUCUUUUGAAAAACAUCAAAAGUCAACAAGCAGCAAAUUGCCACCUCCGUCUUGUUGAAGCUUCAUUUCGACUCCAACACAAGUCGGCAUCGUUCUAGUGACAUCCUCUCAAUGCCAUAACCAAUAUCCAAGACAUGUUGUAUCGCCCUUUCUAAAAAUUAUCCUCUAAAUCGUAAAAAUAUUGUU
Molecule: messenger RNA, 2315 nt
Organism: Pseudo-nitzschia multistriata
Lineage: Eukaryota; Bacillariophyta; Bacillariophyceae; Bacillariales; Bacillariaceae
Source: the annotation of a GenBank genome assembly